Macrosteles quadrilineatus (aster leafhopper) is the source of this 4509-nucleotide messenger RNA. Its product is annotated as protein mini spindles-like. The transcript has 21 exons. Gene Ontology annotation, biological process: microtubule polymerization; centrosome duplication; mitotic spindle organization. Gene Ontology annotation, cellular component: spindle pole; microtubule plus-end; centrosome. The coding region runs from base 18 to 3497 and encodes 1159 amino acids. Gene Ontology annotation, molecular function: microtubule plus-end binding; microtubule plus end polymerase activity. The record is from RefSeq and is a predicted model, not a curated record. NCBI's taxonomy places the organism in Eukaryota, Metazoa, Arthropoda, Insecta, Hemiptera, Cicadellidae.
CAGAGGCAGUACAGAAGAUGCAGAACAUGGUGACAGACAGCAAGCUGAUCUACCCCAGUCUAGGGGAGUGUCCACCAGUGUUGGCCGCUAGACUGGUAGACUCCAACACCAAGAUAGCUGCAGCAGCCAUCGCGCUGUGUCAGAGCAUUGCUGUAGCCAUGGGGCCGGACUGUAGACAACACAUACGAGCGUUCCUGCCAAACUUCCUCGUCGGCAUGGGCGACACCAAGACGUGGAUCAGAACCGCAGCCAUAUCUUGUGUCAACACGUGGGGAGACCAGUGCGGCUACAGGGAGCUGUUUGACGGAGAGAUGAUCGCUGAUGCCCUCAAAUCCGGUUCACCGGCACUGAGAAGUGAAUUGUGGGGCUGGCUCGCCGAGAAGCUUCCCAACAUCAAGUCAGUGCCGAAGGAGGAGAUGACAGCGUGUAUACCCGUGUUGUUGAACAACCUGGAGGACCGCAACGCAGACGUACGCAAGAACGCGGCUGAGGCUGUGCUAGGAGUGAUGAUGCACACUGGCUAUGGGCCGUUGUCCAACGCUUGUGACAAACUCAAGCCUGGAUCCCAAGGACCUGUAAAAGCCAUUCUGGAGAAGACGAGAGGCAACUUACCUGAAAAACCUGUCCAGAAAUCAAAGUCCGCCUCCAACAUCCCUGCGGACAAGAGCAAAGCGAACGCCAAGAUGGGUCCAGGAUCUACCGCCACGUUUGUCAAGUCUAAACCUAAGGCGGGGGCUGCGUCUGCUGUGGCCAAGCCAACGGGGCGCAAGAAGGAGACGGAGGAAGACACUUCCCCUCUCAUGGUCAACAACGGACUGAAGAAUCAGCGGGCGCUAGACGAACAGAAACUCAAGACGCUCAAGUGGAACUUCACCACUCCGAGGGAGGAGUUUGUGGAGCUGUUGAAGGACCAGAUGCUCGCUGCGGGGGUCAACAAAGGACUCAUAACUAACAUGUUCCAUGUGGACUUCAAGUAUCAUCUGCGAGCGAUCGACAUGCUCAGCGAGGACUUGUCGGCCAACUUGGAAGCGCAGAGAGCCAACCUGGACUUGAUCCUCAAGUGGUUGACCAUCCGGUUCUUCGACACAAACCCCUCGGUGAUCUUGCGAGGUCUGGAGUAUCUACAACUACUGUUUGUCAACCUGUACAACGACGGGUACAGCAUGAUCGACAACGAGGUCUCGUCGUUUGUACCGUAUCUGCUUAUCAAGAUUGGAGACCCGAAGGACGCAGUUCGUAACAGCGUCAAGAUCAUUCUCCGUCAGAUGUGGCAACUGUCCACUGUGCAGAAGCUGUUCCCGUACCUCAUGGAGGGAAUACGCUCCAAGAACGCAAGGCAGAGAGCUGAGUGUUUGGAGCACAUCAGCUUGAUGAUAGACCAGAACGGAUUGUCUGCUUGUGUGCCAAGCGCGUCUGUCGCACUCAAGGAGAUCGCUAAGCAGAUCUCUGACAGAGACAACUCCGUGCGCAGUGCUGCGCUUAAUUGCAUCGUGACUGCUUACUACUACGACGAGAGGGCACUCAAGAUGGUGGGACAUAUAUCGGACAAGGAAAUGUCACUACUGGAGGAGCGCAUCAAACGAGCGUCAAAGAAUCGUCCGGUGGCUAACGUGAAGCCACUACCGCAGGCCCCGCCAGCCAGAGCACCUCCCAGGGAGCCUUCACCUGCGCCUGCGUACGAUGAGCCUGAGGAGGAGGAAGAAGAAGUCCUUCCUCCGCCACUACCAACUAUCCAGAGUCCACCUACAGUCGUUGUGAGUCGGUUCUCUCCCUCGGUGGCUACGGAACCGCAAGAUUACGAGGAAUACCCGAGUUUCGAGAAUUCUCAGGACCAGAGGCACCAUUACAAGAUUCACGACAGCUACGAACUGAUGAACAUUCACGAAGAGAACGGUACCGUAACUGAGAACGGAUACGAUUACAACGGUGUUGAUGUCGAGGAGCCUCGUCCAGUGUCGGGACCUUACGGACUUGACCAGGCGCUACUACAAGACAUAGAAACACAACCCGUCGUCUGCACUCAGCCGAAGCUGAUAGAGUUCGACCUUCACUUCCUCAGGGAGCCCAGCACUAUCAUCAACCCGGCCCCAAAGUUAGAUCACAGUCUCAGCAUGUCUCCGUUGUCUAGAAUGCCCAACAGUAUGACACUGGAGUGGCAUCUGACGCAGAUAGGCAACAGGGACCUUGACAGAGCUCUGGACGCCCUGGCUCACAUAGAGUCUCUACUCAUAAGUGACCAGCACACGCAGUUGUACCAACACGAGGAUCUUCUGGUGAAUCAGCUGGUCAGGCAGCUGGAGUUCCUAAACCAAUCCAACCAUCCAGAGGUCGUCAACUGCUACAAACGCAAUCUGGCGCUCUUCCUCAAGUUUCUCAACAACCAUUCAGAGCUGAGCCGUAACGUGAGGGAGUCUACGGUGCGGGAGGCGCUGAGGACGUUGAUCAUGUUGCUGACUGAGAAGAGGCUGGAGUUUCUGGACCCUGGCACGGACAUGUUUGUGAGGGUCGUGAACAACGUCAUCAUCCGAGUGCUGGACAAGUCUGAGCAUACUGCCGUCAUAUGUGCUCUUAUCAAGAACCUUUACGACACGGUGAACAACCCGGUGUUCAGCACACACUAUCAAGAGUUGCUGAUGAAGUGUAUUUGGAAAGUCAUCAAGUUCAUCGACAGCUGGGCCGAUGAGCUGCAGUACGACCUCAUCUUUACAGACAUUCACGCUUUUCUCAGGGAUUACCCAUCGUCCUGGUGGAAGAAACAGCCAAGCGACACUCCGCUGAGGACUAUCAAGACCAUCAUGCACACAAUUGUGAAAGUAAAAGGACCUGUCAUCGGCGAGAUCGUCAGGAAUGUACGAGGAGUCACACCGGACUCGGAGCUGUGGACAUACGUGCAAAAACUACUCAAGCACCUUAAGUGCACCAACGACGACCGGAAGGUGGAGCCUGUGAUGGUGGACAGCCAGCCAGACAAUCGGGACAGCCACAAGGGUAAACGGAUGUCCAAGAACUCCCACGACCUCCUCAGCGAGAUCUUCCGCAAGAUCGGCACCAAGGACGAAACCAACGAGGGUAUCCGCAUGCUGUAUGAAUUUAAACAGCAGUACCCGGAUGCGGACAUCAAUCCUUUCCUACAGAAGUCCUCGCAGUUCUUCCAAGACUACAUAGAGCGUGGUCUGAAGAGUAUAGAUGCGGAUAGGAGACUGGCCGGGGUGGACAAGGAGACGGGGAAAGUGGAGGUGGACGAUAAGGACUCGGGGGCGUACCUCCAGCGACUGAGGGUGUGGCAGGCCAAGGCCGGCUGGAACAACGCUCCUCCAGCCGCUACUCGUCCGUCCGCCACGCCUCUCUCACCUUCGCGGCAGGACCUAGACCUGGAGCCGCUACCUAUCCGUCAAUCUCAGCUGGAUACAAGUGGAGAAAGCAUAACCGCAGACGACACCGAAGUAGAAGCGUUGCGGAAACGACUCGAGAAAGUAAAAAGUUCCCUCACCAGGUGAAACAACUCGACGGAAUCUCUUUGUACAUGAACAUUAAAUAUUGUCCGAUUGUUAACCUAUAUUUAUUUUAUGAUCGUAAUAUACAUGUAAAAUAGCUUUAUACAUUGAUAAUUCUCUGAGCUGUUUAACAAACUAGACUAACCCUGCUUCUUGAAGUGUUUAUAGGUUUCGGUUUUACUUGUUAUUCUAGUAAUGUAUGUUUUAAACAAAUCCUAAAUGUUAUUUCCUGGUACAAAUUGCGCUGUUGUGUUUAGUAAGAGAUUUAGAUCUGAAGAAUUUGUCUUAUUGUUAGAAAUAGAGCGAUAUUGUUACAAGAUGCAAUUUGAUUGAAAUUUAUGAUACCACUUUGUGCAAUUUGAGUUUUGAUGUAAUCAUUCGUCAUAUGAAAACUUAAAAACUUCUUAAAACAAUAUUAUGAUCUCUGUAGUUUUUGAAAAUUUAUUGUUUAAGCUUUGGCAAUUUUUAUUUAGUUUGGAAUACUGAAUUGAAAGUCUGAUGGUGGCAUUCCAAAUUAAUUGAAUCUAGUCGUUUUAUCAUUGUAUGUUAAUUUUUUGUCUUUGUUAUAGUAUAUUAAUUACUUAUAUUAUUCUUUGCUUUGGGAAUAGCCAUGUGGCUGAUAAAGUAUUCGGAAAGGGACAGGGUUAAGUUAGCUCACCUCAUAAAAGUCUUAAGAUAGAAAUACAAAAAAUAUUUUGUGUUUUUUUUAUUUGUAUCCUUGGGCUGUUCACUUUUUCAGGAAAUCUAGCAAAACUCUGUCCUUCCCGUCCCCGAAAAGUCUCAGUUUUACUCAUUGACUAUAAAAUUUAUACAUUCUAAAACCUACAGCAUAAAGCUUAUAUAAUUUAAGGCUUAUAAACUAUAUAUUUACACUAUUACAGUAGGCCUACCUAUUGAAAUUCAUAAAUUAUUUCCAGUUAGGCUAUAUAAUGUUUACGUAAUGUUUUAUGUCUAAAUCUUUAAGGUGUAGUAUAAAAUUUUGUUAAUAUGUUUUAAAUAAAUUUGUUCUUUUGGA